Molecule: messenger RNA, 1553 nt
Organism: Ochotona princeps (American pika)
Lineage: Eukaryota; Metazoa; Chordata; Mammalia; Lagomorpha; Ochotonidae
Gene: FHL3
Product: four and a half LIM domains 3
Exons: 6
Coding region: 167-1009 (280 amino acids)
Biological process (GO): actin cytoskeleton organization
Cellular component (GO): stress fiber; Z disc; nucleus
Molecular function (GO): actin binding; transcription coregulator activity
Source: RefSeq, a predicted model, not a curated record
CGCCCACUCGCCCGCACGGUCCGUGGGCAGCCGGCAGCUCGCACCGCCCCGCUCGGCACGGGCCCGCAGGUAGGAAGGAGGCGCCGAGGGACGCGGCCCCUGCAGCCCGGCCCCACCCGCGUCCCGCUCCCGCCGCCAGCUGCGAGGGCUCACUCACACCAUCACCAUGAGUGAAGCGUUCGACUGUGCCAAAUGCAGCGAGUCCCUGUACGGUCGUAAGUACAUCCAGACAGACAGUGGCCCCUACUGCGUGCCCUGCUAUGACAACACCUUCGCCAACACCUGUGCCGAGUGCCAGCAACUUAUCGGGCAUGACUCAAGGGAGCUGUUCUAUGAAGACCGCCACUUCCACGAGGGUUGCUUCCGCUGCUGUCGCUGCCAGCGCUCGCUGGCCGACGAACCCUUCACCUGCCAGGACAGCGAGCUGCUGUGCAAUGACUGCUACUGCAGUGCCUUCUCCUCACAGUGCUCCGCCUGCGGGGAGACUGUCAUGCCUGGGUCCCGGAAGCUGGAGUACGGGGGCCAGACAUGGCAUGAGCACUGCUUCCUAUGCAGCGGCUGUGAGCAACCACUGGGCUCCCGCUCCUUUGUACCUGACAAGGGCGCUCACUACUGCGUUCCCUGCUACGAGAACAAGUUCGCUCCUCGCUGUGCCCGCUGCAGCAAGACACUGACACAGGGUGGGGUGACAUACCGUGACCAGCCCUGGCAUCGCGAGUGCCUGGUCUGCACCGGGUGCCAGACACCCCUGGCAGGGCAGCAGUUCACCUCCCGGGAGGACGACCCCUACUGUGUAGCCUGUUUUGGAGAACUCUUUGCACCCAAGUGCAGCAGCUGCAAGCGCCCCAUCACAGGACUCGGUGGAGGCAAGUACGUAUCCUUUGAAGAGCGACACUGGCACCACAGCUGCUUCUCCUGUGCCCGCUGCUCUACCUCCCUGGUGGGCCAGGGCUUUGUGCCGGAUGGAGACCAAGUGUUGUGUCAAGGCUGCAGCCAGGCAGGGCCCUGAGCCGGAACUCCGGCUCAGGCUGUCCAGGACUUUGGCUUCUUCGCGAUACCACCUCUGGGUCCCAGCCCUUCCCCCACACGGGGUUCCCCUGGGUCCCAGCAUUCAAUCUCCCACCCCCAGCACCCUCUAACUGGUACUUCUGACCCAGACUUGACCCUGUCCUCUGUAGUGUGGGCUCCAGGCCAAGCCCCCGCCCUGCCUCGGGGCUACAGACCCCAGCCCUUCUAGCCAGAACUCUGGAACUUAGGCCUACCUUCAAUCUACACUUGUCUCUCAAAUUUACGUGUUCUACAGGGACCUGGGAAGUCCUCAAAUGUAGACUGCACAGUCUCCUGUCCUUGUCUUCAGGGCUCGGGGGAGGAGGGCUGUCUGGGCAGUACGUGGCAAGGCUUGCCCGGUUAAGGGGCCCUAGGGUGCAGGUGCUGCCCAGGCUGUGUCUGCCAGGUGUCUUAUCUGAUUUCAGCUCCCUGGUGCCCAGAGGUGAACAGAGGGGCUGGACUGGCUCGCCCCCCUCUUGGAUUCUGCAAUAAAGCAGUGUGAGGAA